AUGGGUGAUGUUGAAGGUUCUCCAGGAAGCUCAAUGCAUGGAGUGACUGGAAGAGAACAAACCUUUGCAUUCUCUGUAGCUUCCCCGAUCGUCCCAACUGACACCACGGCUAAAUUUGCAUUACCGGUCGACUCGGAGCAUAAAGCUAAGGUUUUCAGGAUAUGGUCUCUAGCCAACCCCCACAUGAGAACCUUCCACCUUUCUUGGGUUUCCUUCUUCACAUGCUUUGUGUCCACCUUCGCAGCCGCCCCUCUCGUCCCCAUCAUUCGCGACAACCUCAACCUGACGAAAGUCGACAUCGGGAACGCUGGAGUUACAUCUGUUUCUGGGAGUAUCUUCUCUCGUCUUGUGAUGGGGGCUGUGUGUGACCUUCUUGGACCACGCUAUGGAUGUGCGUUUUUGAUAAUGUUGUCGGCUCCGACGGUGUUUUGUAUGUCGUUUGUGUCGGAUGCUGCUGGUUACAUAGCGGUUAGAUUCAUGAUAGGGUUUUCGCUAGCGACGUUUGUGUCGUGUCAGUAUUGGAUGAGUACAAUGUUUAAUAGUCAGAUAAUAGGGCUUGUGAACGGGACAGCAGCUGGGUGGGGUAAUAUGGGAGGAGGAGCAACUCAAUUAAUAAUGCCAUUGUUGUAUGAAGUUAUUCAGAGAGCUGGUGCUACUCCUUUUACUGCUUGGAGGAUCGCUUUCUUCAUUCCUGGUUUCCUUCAUGUUCUUAUGGGCAUUUUGGUUUUGACUCUUGGUCAAGACUUGCCUGAUGGUAACCUUGCUAGUCUUCAGAAGAAGGGAAACGUUGCCAAAGACAAAUUCUCCAAUGUCUUGUGGUAUGCUGUGACCAAUUAUCGAACUUGGAUCUUCGUCCUCCUCUAUGGCUACUCCAUGGGGGUCGAGCUUUCCACCGAUAACGUCAUUGCCGAAUAUUUCUACGAUAGGUUCGAUCUAAAGCUUCACACAGCGGGAAUCAUUGCAGCAACAUUCGGGAUGGCGAAUCUAGUGGCUAGACCGUUUGGAGGGUAUGCGUCUGACGUAGCAGCGCGAUACUUUGGGAUGAGAGGAAGGUUGUGGGCACUAUGGAUCCUACAAACAUUUGGGGGAGUGUUUUGCAUGUGGCUGGGUAAAGCAACCAAGUUGCCAAUAGCAAUAGCGGCAAUGAUAUUGUUCUCAAUAGGAGCACAAGCAGCAUGUGGAGCAACAUUUGGUAUAAUUCCAUUCAUAUCAAGGAGAUCUCUGGGAAUAAUAUCAGGACUAACAGGAGCUGGUGGAAACUUUGGAAGUGGUUUAACACAACUAGUAUUCUUCUCAACAACAAAAUACUCAACUGACACAGGAUUGUUUUUGAUGGGAAUAAUGAUUGUUUGUUGCACUCUUCCAGUAACUUUGGUUCAUUUCCCUCAAUGGGGAAGCAUGUUUCUACCACCAACUAAACAUGUUGAAAAAUCAACUGAAGAAUUUUAUUAUGGUUCUGAAUGGACUGAGGAUGAAAAGAAGAAAGGUUUGCAUCAACAAAGUAUUAAGUUUGCUGAGAACAGCAGAUCUGAACGUGGUAGACGUGUUGCUUCAGCUCCAACUCCACCAAAUACAACUCCUUCUCGUGUUU
Molecule: messenger RNA, 1591 nt
Organism: Cucumis sativus (cucumber)
Lineage: Eukaryota; Viridiplantae; Streptophyta; Magnoliopsida; Cucurbitales; Cucurbitaceae
Gene: NRT2.2
Product: high affinity nitrate transporter 2.4-like
Biological process (GO): nitrate transmembrane transport; cellular response to nitrate
Cellular component (GO): plant-type vacuole membrane; plasma membrane
Molecular function (GO): nitrate transmembrane transporter activity
Source: RefSeq, marked validated